UGCGACAAGAAAUUGUUCGAACUUUUUGACCGCGGUGUGAAUGAAGUUGGAUAACUCAAUAACAUCCCCAGCCUUCACGCCGGAGCCCACCACCACGGACGGAGCUGCGACAGAUUCCAUACCGACUAACCACGCUUUCCAUGGACGUCUAAUGUUGCAGCGCUCCCGCGCAUCCAGCCUUCCACCAUGACUUCGCUCCAGAAACAGCUCGCUGCCAUCGCCGCCUCGAGCACUCACCAGCUCGAUCUUAAGGCGCAGAAAGCUGCUCAUGGCAAGUCCCUACUGUACGAACCCAGAGUCGCCGCCUCGCAGUCUUUCGAGUCCAUAUACGUACUAUGUUGCGAGGGCUAUCGCGACCUCUGCGCCCUCGACCAGCGCUUUGUACCAUUUGCGCGGAACUUGUUUAGCGAACAGAGCAAGGAUGAGGACCGCGCCCAGAUGACCAAGAAGGAGAACGAAGAGCUAGACUCGGUCCUGGAAGCGUUUAUGACAUUGGUCGGUCCAAGAAUACUCUUGAAACCAGCUGAAAAGGCGUUGGAGUGGCUUGUCAGGAGGUUUCGGAUCCACGAAUACAACACGGAAUUUCUGGUCCUCACCUAUCUCCCGUAUCAUGCUACGCCUCAGUUCCUGGCUCUACUGUCUAUCUUGCCAUCAAAUCUCUCACCGGCUCUACGCUUCCUCCUGCCGUACUUGACACCCCCGAGCAAUCCCCCUCGGCAAGCGAUUGUGUAUGCCGCUGCGAAUACGCCCCCCUUCUUCACAGCCCUGCAGGGAUAUGUUGUCAGGGUCCUACAAGCUGGCCACGAGGGCCACAGCCUCCUGACCCUGUGGUCUGGGGUGACUGCACAAGCCGUCGAUGCUAUCUUCGAGCAGACGCGAUCCGGACGGCAGGAAAUUCAGGCGCAGCGUACGGAAGAAGCCCUUCUCCGGACGCUGCCCGUUCUGAACCAGUCUCUCAGAAUGAGAGACAUCCCGGAGGCGCUGCUGGGCAGCUAUGCGAUCAUAAUCAUCAUGGUGACAAAAGCCGUCUUGCCGGACAAGGUUCUUGAUUCUCUCAUGGAAGCUGUGGUCCGGAGUUAUGAGCCCGAAACGGCAGAAAGAUGUCUCAUGUGCUUGGCUGUAAUAGCCGAAGAGAGGUCGCAACCGCGCCUUCCAGCAGCUGUUGUGAAAGGAAUAUCCAAAAUCCAGGGACUGGUCUCCUUACUGCGAGCCCUGGCUUCUACUUGCACUGUUGCUAGGCUUGCGCUUGGAUGUGCUCUAGGAGAUUUAGAUCGUAAUGGGAAUACGCUUUCUUCCGGGGACGGCCAGACACUGUUCCUGGAUAUUGUGGAAUCUGGCCUUUUGAACGGAAGUUACCUAUCCACAUGUCUAAACACGGUGUUAGAGAAGAUUCGCAAUAGCCCUCCUGGCUCAACACAACAUAGUGUUUCCAUAGAUAUUGCGACCAGACUCUCGGAAUCACCACAAACGUUCCCUACACUGCGAAAGCUCCUGGAGAAGAAUAGCACCGAGUUUGAGUCUAUGGGUUUGUCCUUCCAGGACAGUCUCAUUGCCGAAGAGGUCCAGAGCGAGCGCGAGGAAGACGACGAGAUGCUUGAUUUGGAUCAGGUCGCUGAAUCAGGCCAUGAUAGCACUUCUAUUAUCAUUCCCACGAUCACAGCGACGAGCCUACUGGACCCAACAUCGCGGGACUCUUUCCUAGAAACUCUUGCUGCAUUUGAACAAGCCAUGAGCCUCAAUCGUCGGGCAGCUGGAUUCCUGAACUCCGAAGGACUCGGUCGACAAGACGCGUUUGAAAGACCUCUCUUCUUCAGUUUCUUGGCUCGAACUUGGUGUGCCCCUGUUCUUCCUUCGCUGAAAGUGCUAGCUCUUCGCUCAGCGAUCGCAUCUAUCAAGGAGCUCGACAGUGGGACGGAUCUGCAGCACCUGACUCCGUAUCUUCUCUGUGGACUGGCGGAUUCAGCACCCCCUGUACGGCGCGCCUCUGCGACUUGCAUCAGCCUACUUGCACAGAAAUCUGAACCUGCGGGAGCUUCUGCCACUCACACAGUGUGGGGUGCCUCCACUCUUUAUGGGAAAGAGUCCGCCAAGUUAUGUGCUCUUCCCAAGGGACAUCUUUCAGCUUUUCUGUCCUCAGAACUCGUCCAUAUCCUUGAAGCUUGUGUCCUGGAUCCGAACUAUAUCAUCACGUCGAUGCGGAACCUGUUUGAGAGUGGCCAGUCGUCCAAAACCCAUCAAGGCAGCAUGAAAUCGUCAGCAAAGGCGGCUUUGGCAUCUUUUAUGGCUAGUCAUGUUGCUCUGACACCGUCUUUGCGUGUACGACUAUGCCUGCUUCCUCUCUUCGGCUCGUCUGGGAAAUCCACGGGUAGCGCACGCCUCAGUACUAUACUGCCCGUUGUGCGCAGCUGGUGCCAACUCUCCGCCGGCGAAGUGUCGGAAACAUGCAGAGUCGAGAACAUAGAGGCUGGAGCUGCGGACAGAGAACAUGUAGCCACCCUGUUACCGCGGGAGCAAGAAAGCCUGGAGAUAUUGCGGGAGGUCCUUUCCGGUCGCGUGAGCGAAGGCCGUUUGGCCCUAGUUGAUGCAGCCUUCGAAAGGUUGACUGUGAUAUGGCUGUCCAUGAAGUCCGAAACACGAUUGUCUCUUGCUCAAACACUGCUAGAUCUUUCGCUGAAGGAUGAUUGCAAGACUGCUGUCCAGGAACAUUGCAAAUCUCGCUCCCUGGAGACAUUACGGAACCUCAAACUGGACACAGCCAUUUUGCUGGAGUUCAUAGAAAAUGCACCGGCCACGUUGCAAAUGCCCGAAGGUCCACCCGCAAAGAAGCGGAGAAGAACAAGCCGCAACGAGAUGGCGCGUUUAGAUAUGCAAUCGGCAGACGACGUCACGAGGAUCGUGCGCAAGCUUACCCUUAUUCUGGAGUUGAUAGAGGGAUCCAAUGCUGCGGAACAUACGUUGUUGUUCAAGAAGAUAUUCGCACUUUUCGGUGAUAUGCAGCAUCUCAAACAACAGAGCGACUCAGAACUCGUAUAUCUCCAAAGCUUGAUUCUUGGUUCGCUCACCCCAAUGGUCAACCAGCUGAAGAAUGAACCCGACACUUCCGACCUGCAAGGGUCCGUUCGUGUCGACCUGUUGAUAGAAUGCAUUCGCCAUUCCAGCAGCCCCCAGGUGCAGAAUGCCGCUCUUCUGCUCAUCGCAAGUCUGGCAUCAUGGGUGCCCGAACUUGUACUUCACAAUCUCAUGCCCGUCUUUACCUUCAUUGGGGCCACGCUUCUACAUAAAAAUGAUGAAUACUCCGCGCACGUCCUCGAUCAGACAAUCUCACGAGUAGUUCCUCAACUUGCCUCGUCCUUGAAGGUGAAACAUCAGAACUUCUUGACGGGCGUCGCCGACCUAUUGUUGAGCUUCACUGCGGCGUUCGAACAUAUUCCACCCCACAGAAGGCUAAAACUCUUCACUGAGCUGGCUCGCACUCUCGGCCCUGAAGAUUCGCUUUCUGCGAUUGUUGCUCUUCUGCUUAACAAACCAGUGACGUCGGCACCCCGCAAGUUCGUUCCCGAGCUGUUGCUUCAGUUCGAGCCAACGCUCACGCUUGAAACUAUCAGGGGUUACCUCCAUCUCAUGGCCGAUGCGGCUGGUCACAAACGGACCGUAUCUGAUACCCUUUUUGGCCUCAGUAACAUGGAACCGUCGCAGGUUGAGAGCAUGGUCAGCAGCCUUCUAUCAACCCUCGCGGAUUUAGCCACCAGCAAAUCGCUCCGAGGGCAUAUCGCCAAAGCCUUCAGGAAGAGUCGAAACCCUGCCAAACCUAGAGCUAUCUUUGCCGAUAUUGUAGAGGCAACCAUUCGUCUUUCAAAGAGCGUCGCAGAGAACGCCCGCAUACAACACACAUGCAGCCGCAUUCUGGCCAACUGCCUUGACCUGCUUCCAACGUCAGAUCUGAUCAGGACAGCUGAGCUCUUGCUUGUCAGUCCAGACUGUCAAAUCGCUCUCGCAGUGGUGAAAGCUGUCGAGAUCAGGGCGGGUCAUGUCAUCCAGAAUGAUGCCCAAUCUGUGCAAUCUCUGCUCUCGUUUCUCCGGCGACUCGACGAGCUAUUGCAACAACAUAACGAGGGUGAUGUAAAGAGCAUAGCAAUAAGCUGUAUCGAACGCAUUGUCGAGAGAUUUGGGAAGAAAGAUGUUGCCGCCGUAGGCAAAGUUGCGCGCACGAUAUCUGGCUCACAGUCGUUGAUGAGCACUGAGGACCGUGUCCGUAUUCUGUCGCUCAUCUGCUUAACAUCCAUCGUGGAUGUGCUUAGCGAAGAGGCCAUAUCGCUGCUGCCAACUGUCCUGCCCCAGGCAUUCAUAUAUCUGCAGGAGAGCAUCGACAAGGACAACAUCGGGUUGCACAACGCCGUUUUCAGUCUACUCUCCAAGGUGAUCGAACGGCUAGCAUUCGUCUUCACCAGCGAAUAUCUCGUGCCGGCCCUGGAGCUUGCACAUCAUUCGGCGGCCGGCGGGAUGGACGACGCCUGCGACGAGCAGAGAACAUUGUUUUACAGGGUGGUUGCAACCGGCAUUGGUGCGCAAGAAGCUUUUACCGCUAUCAAAACGACGUGGCCUUCAGCUCUAUCACAAGGAUACCAGGCCGCCCGGGAGCAUCUUGAUCUCCUCGCCCAGGCCAUUGACCACCAAACAAAGAAGAAGCUUAUCGCAACUAGCGCGGCGCUUUUCACCCUGCUAUCGGAGAUGUUUGACCUCCGAAAGGCAAUUCGUGAUGCUGAGGCAGAAGAAUCGAUCGAUGAGGACGAGAUUGAGGCUCUGGAAACGUCGCUCGUCAACUCGGUCAUCGCAAUGACGCUAAAACUGAACGACACCACUUUUCGACCUUUCUUUGUACAGCUGGUUGACUCUGCAUCAUCCUCAAGCGAUGAGGCGGCGGACUUGGAGCGCUCCGUCACUCUCUGCAAAUUCCUUGCGGUGUUCUUUGACAAGCUGAAGUCCAUCGUCACAAGCUACUCCAGCUAUAUCAUCGAACACCUCUCCCACCUCCUCACCUACUUGGCCACGCACCCAGCGGACUCCCCCACUCUAGCUAAGGCGGUCCUGGACACCCUUCACAACUCCUUCAAGCACGACCAAGACUCUUUCUGGCAAGCUCCCUCGCACUACGGCGCAAUCCUGGAACCCCUCCUCAAACAGCUCACGGUCGACUCUCCGCUUCUUCUGGCUGAACACGUCAUCCCCACCAUCACGGAACUCGCGGUCGCGUCGUCCUCAUCUACGGACAAUCACCGCCAAAUGAACUCCAUCCUACUCAAGUACAUGCGUGCAGAGGAAGCGCAUACGCGCUUGGCAACAGUCAAGUGCGAACAAGGUCUGACGAAACGACUUGGAGAAGAAUGGUUAUCGCUUCUGCCUGAGAUGUUGCCGUUUAUCAGCGAGUUGCGGGAGGACGACGAUGAGAUGGUGGAGAGGGAAACACAGAGGUGGAUCACCAUGGUGGAGGAGAUCCUGGGCGAGGAUCUAGAGGGCAUGUUGCAGUAGUCGCAGGCGCAUCCUUGGAGGAUAGAGUAUCUGUGUGUUGUGUACAUUGCAUAGUGGCUGGUCGUACAGCUGUAGGAAGUUUGGGCGUUUGGAAAAGUAUUCGGUAUUGUAACCCAGCGGUCACCAAUGUCGUAAGCAAGAACUCGUAUGAUGC
This is a messenger RNA of Westerdykella ornata, 5680 nucleotides long. RefSeq lists its product as uncharacterized. Lineage: Eukaryota; Fungi; Ascomycota; Dothideomycetes; Pleosporales; Sporormiaceae. Gene Ontology annotation, molecular function: snoRNA binding. Bases 187 to 5526 code for a protein of 1779 amino acids. Gene Ontology annotation, biological process: positive regulation of transcription by RNA polymerase I; maturation of SSU-rRNA from tricistronic rRNA transcript (SSU-rRNA, 5.8S rRNA, LSU-rRNA). The record is from RefSeq and is a predicted model, not a curated record. Gene Ontology annotation, cellular component: small-subunit processome; t-UTP complex; 90S preribosome. The transcript is spliced from 6 exons.